AUGGGUCGUGGUCUAGGCUCUUCAGGUGCUGCAGUUGUGGCUGGCGUUAUGUUAGGCAAUGCCUCCGGAAAUUUAGGUUUAACUAAGGAGCGCAUGCUUGAUUAUUGCUUGAUGAUAGAACGUCAUCCUGACAAUGUUACAGCUGCUUUAAUGGGUGGAUUUGUGGCUUCGUACUUAAGGGAGUUAAAUACGGAUGAUACAGGGAUUCCACAUUCGGAAGAAUUAGAUGAAAGGAAUGAUACGAUAAAUAAAAUUUCGGCACAAAUUGUUUUUAAUUUACAAAGGUUAGCAGUUUUAAUAAUGGCAUUAUCUCAAUCACCACCGGAUGCGGAUUUAAUAUGUCAAGCUAUGCAAGAUAAAGUUCAUCAACCAUAUCGUAAACAACUGAGAAAUAUUGAGACGGUUGUGAAAGUAUUAGAUGUUGUCGAUGAUGGGGCUCAGAUCGUGGAAACGUAUUAG
Messenger RNA from Racocetra fulgida, 459 nucleotides. Lineage: Eukaryota; Fungi; Glomeromycota; Glomeromycetes; Diversisporales; Gigasporaceae. The record is from the annotation of a GenBank genome assembly.